AUGGGCCGCUACUCCGGCAAGACCUGCCGGCUGCUCUUUAUGCUCGUGCUCACCGGCUCCUUCUUCGUAGCGGAGCUGGUUUCGGGCUACUUGGGCAACUCCAUCUCGCUGCUCUCCGACUCCUUCACCAUGAUGUCAAGCCUGAUCUCUCUGUGUGUGGGCCUGAGCACUGGCCACAUCGCCCGGCGCCACCCCAGGAGCUUCCGGGCCACCUACGGCUACUCCCGCGCGGAGGUGGUGGGCGCGCUCAGCAACGCAGUCUUCCUCUCCGCGUUCUGCUGCACCAUGUUGGUGGAGGCCGUGCUGCGCCUGAUCCAGCCCGAGCGCAUGGAUGACCCGGAGCUGGUGCUCAUCGUCGGCGCACUGGGGCUAGCGGUCAACCUGGUGGAGUUGCUCCUCUUCAAGGACUGCGCCUCCUGCUGCCCCGGCAGCCUUCGCCUACUGCAGCAGCAGCAGUUAGUCCAGGGUGGCGCUCGCAGAGUUUUCGGGGACCGCCAGGGCGCGGAGGACCCGCGGCACGCGGCCACAGCCCCUGGCUCGGACUCGGCCGUGAUCCUCCCGGGGGCUUCGGUUGAGAGGCAGCAGGAGCAAGAGGAGGGGGCGACCGUGUUCUCAAACGUAGCAGGUGAUUCCUUGAAUACCCAGAAUGAGCCUGAAGAGAUGAUGAAAAAGGAGAAAAAGUUCAAAGCCCUGAAUAUCAGAGGUGUACUUUUGCAUAUGAUCAGAGAUACACUGGGGUCUGUCAUUGUGGUGUUUGCGGCCAGCAUAUUCUAUGUGCUUCCCUUGAAAAAUGAGGAGCCGUGUAACUGGCAGUGCUACAUUGACCCCAGCCUGACUAUAGUCAUGGUCAUCAUCAGUUUGUCAUCUGCCUUCCCACUCAUCAAGGAGACGGCUGCCAUUCUGCUGCAGAUGGUCCCCAAGGGGGUCAACAUGGAAGAGCUGAUGAGUAAACUCUCUGCUGUGCCUGGAAUUAGCAGUAUACACGAUGCGCACAUCUGGGAACUUACAAAGGGAAAGAUCAUUGCCACCCUGCAUAUCAAAUGCCAGACGGACAGGGGAUAUCAGGACGCCAGCGUGGAAAUCCGAGAAAUUUUCCAUCAGGCAGGAAUCCAUAAUGUGACCAUCCAGUUUGAAAAUGUGGGCUUGGAGGAGCCCCUGGAGCCAGACCUAUUUUCGCUCUGCAGCUCCCCUUGCAUCUCCAAGGGCUGUGCUAAGCAGCUUUGCUGUUCCCCUGGUGUGCCACCUCUGGCCCAUGUCAGUGGCUGUGCUGGGCAGAAUGGCCGUCCCCCGCUAGACACAUACCAAAACGAUGGUCUCAGCAGAAGAGACACAACAGAAGUGGCCGUUGAAAGGCCUUUGGAUGGAUGUCUGAGGGAGGACCAAUGUUAUAUCGACAGCACAUGUUUUUAA
Molecule: messenger RNA, 1410 nt
Organism: Otolemur garnettii (small-eared galago)
Lineage: Eukaryota; Metazoa; Chordata; Mammalia; Primates; Galagidae
Product: zinc transporter 10-like
Exons: 4
Coding region: 1-1410 (469 amino acids)
Biological process (GO): intracellular zinc ion homeostasis; detoxification of zinc ion; manganese ion transport
Cellular component (GO): membrane
Molecular function (GO): zinc ion transmembrane transporter activity
Source: RefSeq, a predicted model, not a curated record